AGGUGUGUCGAGGGACAGAUACUGUCUAUCUUAUUUCAGUUAUUAUUUGUCGCUGCGUUGCGACUGUCCACUCUUUUCCUCCACGUUCAUUCCCCGGAAAGAAAAUCUUGAAAGAUGUUGUUUGAUACCCUGUUACUGUCUUUCUUUGCGCUUGCAAGUGUUGGCGGUGCCGCGCCCACGGGGAGAGAGGAGCUUGGAAAGAGGCAGGCACCUGCGGGUGUGCCCGACUAUGUGCUGAAAUAUGCUCCCCUGAUAUACCUCCAUUCCUCAGAGCAAUACUUCCCAACCGACCUCAGCAGCUUUCUCGCCAACACUGUGCCAAAGAACCCCUCCUUCCAGCCCACUCCGAACGCUCCAUCUCCAGUUACGCUGAACAAUGUGAACCAACUACCGUCCGACACCUACCUCACCUCCAAAGAUGAAAUUAGCGAAAACCCAGCCGCUGCCUGGCUGAAGGGAACCAAGCCCGACUCGAAUGGAAAGACGCAAGGCGCGGUCCCAGCAGCUGUAAUCGUUGCGGAUAAAGGAGACGGUGUUGUGGAUGCGUUCUACAUGUUCUUCUAUGCUUACAAUUAUGGAGGAAAUGUGUUGCGCAUCAAGCAGUUGAACUUCGGCAACCACGUAGGAGACUUCGAACACCUGAUGAUCCGGUUCCGCAACGGUGCGCCAGAAUAUGUCUGGUACUCGCAGCACGCCAACGGACAAGCCUUUUCCUACGGCACCGUCCGCAAGCAGGGUCUCCGACCUUUGGCUUACAGCGCCAAUGGCUCGCACGCAAACUACGCCAUCCCAGGGAAGCAUGAUCACACCAUUCCCAAUUUCAACCUACCCGCCGGUGCGCUUGAGGAUGACACCGAUGCCGGUAUUCUAUGGGACCCGAUCCAGUCCGCGUACUGGUACCAGUAUUCCUUUGACAGAAACGGUGACAGGAACGCGGGGAGUUUCACGGCUUACGACAGCGCGUCGCCAACGGAGUGGUUGGAGUUCCGUGGCCGCUGGGGCGAUCAGGAGUAUCCUACGAGCGAUAAGCGGCAAGCGAAGUUGUUUGGCCAGGCGAAGUUUGGCAGCGGGCCUACUGGGCCGAAGGAUAAGCAGCUCGGUAGGUCAAAUGUGUGCCCUGAUAAUGGGAAUAAGUGCAUUCUGAGGACGAUUCUGGUGCCGAGGAGAGUUGGCGAUGAGGAGGAUCAGGUUCAGGGAAUGUAGACAUGAGGGUGGUAUGCAUCUGCUGGGGAAUUAUUCACCCAUCUCGGAUCAAGUAAUGUCCAUAAUAUAUGCCCACAUGAUUUUCCCAAC
Messenger RNA from Westerdykella ornata, 1293 nucleotides. RefSeq lists its product as uncharacterized. The record is from RefSeq and is a predicted model, not a curated record. Lineage: Eukaryota; Fungi; Ascomycota; Dothideomycetes; Pleosporales; Sporormiaceae. Bases 115 to 1203 code for a protein of 362 amino acids. The transcript has 3 exons.